This is a messenger RNA of Choloepus didactylus (southern two-toed sloth), 7659 nucleotides long. RefSeq names its product integrin subunit alpha 9 (gene ITGA9). Gene Ontology annotation, biological process: cell-cell adhesion; cell adhesion mediated by integrin; cell-matrix adhesion. Gene Ontology annotation, cellular component: external side of plasma membrane; integrin complex. The transcript is spliced from 28 exons. Bases 1 to 3108 code for a protein of 1035 amino acids. The record is from RefSeq and is a predicted model, not a curated record. Lineage: Eukaryota; Metazoa; Chordata; Mammalia; Pilosa; Megalonychidae. Gene Ontology annotation, molecular function: integrin binding.
AUGGGCGGCCCCGGGGCGCGAAGGGGCGCCGGGGGACUCCGCGCGCUGCUGCUGGCGCUGGUGGCCGCGGGGAUUCCUGCGGGCGCCUACAACCUCGACCCGCAGCGCCCCGUACGCUUCCAGGGCCCCGCCGGCUCCUUCUUCGGCUACGCGGUGCUGGAGCAUUUCCACGACAACACGCGCUGGGUCCUUGUGGGCGCACCAAAGGCGGAUUCCAAGUACAGCACUUCAGUGAAGUCCCCUGGGGCUGUGUUUAAGUGCCGCAUCCACACCAACCCAGAUAGGAGAUGCACGGAACUGGAUAUGGCUCGAGCAAAGAAUCGGGGCACACCCUGUGGCAAGACCUGCCGGGAGGACCGGGACGACGAGUGGAUGGGGGUGAGCCUGGCCCGGCAGCCCAAGGCCGACGGCCGUGUGCUGGCCUGUGCCCAUCGCUGGAAGAACAUCUACUACGAAACAGACCACAUCUUGCCGCACGGCUACUGCUACAUCAUUCCAUCCAACCUGCAGGCCAAAGGCAGGAUGCUGAUCCCCUGCUAUGAAGAAUACAAGAAGAAGUACGGGGAGGAACACGGCUCCUGCCAGGCUGGGAUAGCGGGCUUCUUCACUGAGGAGCUGGUGGUGAUGGGCGCCCCGGGGUCCUUCUAUUGGGCUGGGACAGUCAAGGUGCUGAACCUCACGGACAACACCUAUUUCAAGCUGAAUGAUGACGCGAUCAUGAACAGGCGCUACACUUACCUGGGCUAUGCAGUGACUGCUGGCCACUUCUCUCAUCCAUCCACCACCGAUGUGGUAGGAGGCGCCCCACAGGACGACGGCAUUGGAAAGGUUUAUAUUUUUAGAGCUGAUCGAAGAUCAGGCACCUUAAUUAAAAUCUUUCAGGCAUCAGGUAAAAAGAUGGGCUCUUACUUCGGCUCCUCCUUAUGCGCAGUUGACCUGAACGCGGACGGCCUCUCUGACCUGCUGGUGGGGGCCCCCAUGUUUUCUGAGAUCAGGGACGAGGGGCAGGUCAUCGUCUACAUCAACAGAGGGAAUGGAGCCCUCGAGGAGCAGCUGGCCCUAGCCGGGGAUGGCGCCUACAACGCCCACUUUGGGGAGAGCAUGGCCAGCCUCGGCGACUUGGACGACGAUGGGUUCCCAGAUGUGGCCAUUGGUGCACCCAAGGAGGAUGACUUUGCGGGGGCCGUGUACAUCUAUCACGGCGAUGCAGGCGGGAUCGUCCCUCUGUACUCCAUGAAACUGUCUGGGCGGAAGAUAAGUCCAGUUCUGCAGAUGUUUGGUCAGUCCAUAUCAGGAGGCAUUGAUAUGGAUGGAAACGGCUACCCGGAUGUAACUGUUGGAGCCUUCAUGUCUGACAGUGUGGUUCUUCUAAGGGCAAGACCUGUCAUCACAGUGGACGUCUCCAUCUUCCUUCCGGGCUCCAUCAACAUCACAGCACCCCAAUGUCAUGACGGACAGCAGCCUGUGAACUGCCUGAAUGUCUCCGCCUGCUUUAGCUUCCAUGGCAGGCACGUUCCAGGAGAAAUCGGCCUAAAUUAUGUUCUGACAGCUGAUGUGGCCAAAAAGGAGAAGGGCCAGCUGCCCAGGGUCUACUUCAUGCUGCUGGGAGAGACCGUGGGUCAGGUCACGGAGAAGCUGCAGCUGGUCCACCUGGAGGAGACGUGUCAUCACUACGUGGCCCACGUGAAGCGGAGAGUGCAGGAUGUCAUCAGUCCGAUUGUGUUUGAAGCGGCCUACAGCCUUGGCGAGCACGUGACUGGGGAGGAGGAGAGGGAGCUGCCGGCUCUGACCCCGGUGCUCCGCUGGAAGAAGGGACAAAAGAUCGCCCAAAAGAAUCAGACUGUAUUUGAAAGGAACUGCCGAUCGGAGGACUGUGCUGCUGAUCUGCAGCUUCGGGGAAAACUGCUGCUCUCCAGCAUUGAUGAGAAAACCCCAUAUCUAGCUUUGGGAGCCGUGAAGAAUAUCUCCCUAAACAUUUCCAUCUCCAACCUCGGGGAUGACGCCUAUGAUGCCAACGUGUCCUUCAAUGUUUCCCGGGAGCUCUUCUUCAUCAACAUGUGGCAGAAGGAGGAGAUGGGCAUUUCCUGUGAGCUUCUGGAAACGGACUUUCUCAAAUGCAGUGUGGGAUUUCCUUUCAUGAGGUCAAAGUCAAAGUAUGAAUUCAGUGUGAUCUUUGAUACAAGCCACCUGUCUGGGGAAGAGGAAGUUCUUAGAUUCAACAUUACUGCACAGAGCGGCAAUGUGGAACGCAGUGAAUCCCUGCAUGACAACACCCUCCUGCUGAUGGUGCCACUGAUGCACGAAGUGGACACGUUCAUCACUGGAGUCAUGUCUCCAACCUCGUUUGUGUACGGUGAGUCAGUGGCCGCGUCCAGCUUCAUUCAGCUAGAUGACUUGGAGUGCCAUUUCCAGCCCCUCAACAUCACUUUUCAGGUCUAUAACACUGGGCCAAGCACCCUCCCUGGGUCGUCCAUCAGCAUCUCUUUCCCCAAUCGACUGUCCUCUGGUGGUGCGGAGAUGUUUCAUGUCCAAGAGAUGGUGGUGGGCCAAGAAAAGGGAAAUUGCUCUUUCCAGAAAAACCCAACCCCAUGCAUCAUCCCUCAAGAGCAAGAAAAUAUCUUCCACACGAUAUUUGCUUUUUUUACAAAGUCUGGAAGAAAAGUAUUGGACUGUGAAAAGCCAGGAAUUUCUUGCCUCACAAUGCAUUGUAAUCUUAGUGCACUCGCUAAAGAAGAAAGUCGUUCCAUAGAUGUCUACAUGCUGCUGAACACAGAAAUAUUGAAGAAGGACAGUUCAUCUGUCAUCCAGUUCAUGACCCGAGCCAAGGUGAAGGUGGAUCCUGCCUUAAGGGUGGUGGAAACACCCAAUGGGAACCCAGAAGAGAUGACGGUGGUCUUUGAGGCCUUGCACAAUCUGGAGCCCCGUGGCUACGUCGUAGGGUGGAUCAUCGCCAUAAGUUUGCUGGUGGGGAUCCUUAUUUUCCUGCUGCUUGCUGUGCUGCUCUGGAAGAUGGGCUUCUUUCGCCGAAGGUACAAAGAAAUUAUUGAAGCUGAGAAGAACCGGAAAGAGAACGAAGAAAACUGGGACUGGGUCCAGAAAAACCAGUGACCUGUCACACCAGUCACGUGACCCAAUCAUUUGCCUGUCCUCCUCGAUCUUUGUAUCUUCCAUAUUUGGAAGAAAGAAUCUUCUCCAGAUUUUUCGGAGGCCCCACUGAUCCUGUUCUCCUCAUUCUGUCAAGCCCAGGUGCCAGCCCAAGGCAGCAACUUAGGCCAGGUCACAUGACUGGAGCCACCAUCACUUCCUUUUAGAGAUGAACUCUGAACUUUGGGAAAGUGAGCUACAGAGCCGAGCAAUAUUUAUGGAUGCAACAUGCAUGGUCAACCCUCAGGGGAAAACUGUAACCUAAAAGUAUUUUUAUAAAUAUAAGCCUUUUAUACUGAUUAUGUCUUUAUAUUUGUAUCAAUGUUUUAUUAUUUCUAUUAAAUAGUUAUAUAAUUCACUCAAGCACUGAUAUCUUGGCCUGAAAUCUUGGAAAAACAUGUAUGUGUAUACAAAUUUUAAAGGAUAAAAAUCUUAUACUUUGGAAUUUGCUGUUGAAAAAAGACUUGCAGAUAAAAUAAGCUGAAGAAACCUCAUGUAAUGAAUCCACCAAGCCAGCAGUGCUGCAUAUGAACUGUGGAUGAUGUGUCAAGAUCCCUAAGACAUUUCACAUCUUUAUUGCCUAGAGUCAAGUUUGAAAUAAUGCUAAAGAACUAUAAGUAUUUUUUCACAUGUACUUUUCAUUGGAAGAUUCUUAACAGGAAUUUGGAUGGGAAAACCUGAUUCCUAUCAAUAAGUCUGUUCUGCAUCACCUUUACACAGCAGACAACUUACCUUCCUUCCACUCAGAUUCAUGGAUGAAAGCUUGGAGCAAUGCCAGUGGUCAUCUGGUAAACCUCAGAAUGGAUCUCACCCUGGACAUCACACAUCAGAGUCCACACACCUCAAGGACUGAAUCAAUGCCAAGCAAGCAAAAACUUGUGUCUGAAUACUGUGAGGCAUUGACUUUUCAUGGUAAUUUGAUAUCAGAGGUCUCUAUCUCCCUUAUCACUUUUGCUCUCCCAGCUAAUAGAAAUUGAAGAUUCCUUCCCAAAGAUGAUAGUUCAACCUGUCUUUUUUUUUUUUUUUUUAAUUAUCUUAGGUGAGAUUCCCAAAAAGCUGACCCUGAGAUAAGGAUUUGCAUAUAAGUGAUUUAUUAAGGAAGUGUUCCAGGGGACACCAGUACAGAAAUGGGGGAAGCAGGACAGGGAAGGCAAGGAAGCCAGGCAAGGGUGCCGUCUCAGGGAAAGUCCCACAGAAGUAACUUCAGCCUGAUCCCUCAUGGGAGCUCAGAAGCGAAAGCUGUGCCUCAGAGUUCUCCCAAUCAGAGGCCAGGAGCUGGGCUUUCAUGUUCCUGCACCCAGGGGAAAUGUAACAUGCUUGCCUUCAGUUCUUGCUGGCAAAACAGCUCCAGUAGCCCAGGAGCAGUCUUCUAAAGGAGAGCCAUGGAUGCAGGCUACUGAAAGCACCCCCAACCUGGGAGCACACAGAAAUGAUACAAAGUGAUCCAGAGGGAUCUGGGUAGAGCACUGAUGUCCUCCCCUAACCCCUGCAGGUGCAAAUGCUGAGUUAUGGCUUUCAGUAUCCAAGCUCUCUAAUUUAAAGUGUUUAUCUUCACUUGAAAGUGCUACCCAGUUUUGAGGACAAUGUGACUUUCUAAAAGGGCCAUGAGAUGAUGGAUGUAGCAUGCUCAGCAUUAUACUUGGCCCAUGGUGAACACUCAAUAACUGAUAGCAGCUGCUGUUACCACUUUGGGAUAAUAGAAAGAGAAAGCCUGGGGCUAAGGCUCUUUAUAGACUGUUCAAACCCAGGCACAUGCAAAAAACACCACCAAGGAUCUUUCUUAUAGGGUCUUGUUUACUGGAAGCUAACAUGUUGGGGGAUCUAUGAACAUUGUUGGAAAGAAACAGAGCUCAGCUUCAGGGGAGACAGGUUUUCUGUACUCAUAUUUGGCUAAUACUUGCCACCAUAGCUAAAGUUUUGGCAAAAUGAUGAGAGUGCUGGGCAGGUGCAGGCCUGGCAUGGGACAUGUGUGUGUCUUUUGGUUUUUUUAUUAUUAUUCAGUUGAUUUUGAUGCAGGAAGAGAUGACUAUAUCAUGCUUCCCUUCCUGGUGAACAUGAGAAUAGACAACAAAAGCAAGAGGAUCAAUGACAUGAGCUGGGCUAAUCUUAGAACCAAUUCAGAAAUGUUGCUUCUUACCAAGGGAUGGAGGUACUGCGGUAAUUAAAGAGCAGAGGCAGGAAGAGAAACCAGUUCUUACUUGGAUUUUGCUCUAUAAGUUUUUAUCACAGCAAUAAGAAAAGCAUUCUUGGGAGGGUUUUAGUCCUUCAUGGAGCAAAUAUUUAUGGGGACCCUGCUAUAUGUCAGAUACCGUGCCAGGUUCUGGAGGUUCCCCAGAGAACACCACAGGCACUUUUUGCCUCGAAGCAACAAACUCUCCUGAAAUGGAGUGCAAAGUGUGGAUUCCUUUAUGACUUCCAUUUGCAGCUUUCUCUUGAUGAACUCUUGUUAAUCAAUCAUGUUUUCUUUCAAUAAAUUAUUUAGGAUUCUUAGGCAAGCAAGCCAAGGACAGCCCAUCAGCCACUUUAGCCAAAUGCAUUUGUUGCCACUAACCAGCCUCCCAUAAGAUACAGAUGCAUUGGUGACAGUGUAAAAGGGUGACAGGCAGGCCUGCAGUUCUGCCAGCCAGACAGGAAAGCCUCUUUAGGGAAGGGUGGGCUCCUGUGGGCAGUCUCAGAGCUGGGAUCCAUUUGCUUCUGUUUGAUUCUGAACAGUAGGCAGACACAUGAGGAUUCACAUAGCUAUGAGAGCACUAAGACUUUAUAAGGCUGACACUUGGCAUCAGCAGAAGCAAAUACUGACGGCCACCCCAAGAAGCUGUUGAUGGGAAAGAUGUUGCCUCUGCUUGUCUGAUCAUGCUGAGGAGCAGCUAGGAAGGGCCUCGGGAACUGGAAAGCUGACUGUUUAGAACAGUGAUAAAGAAAGAAAAGUCAAGCAUAUUGUUAGAGUGCCCUCGACUUGGGUACUUUCUACAGCUCCAUCCCAGGUCAGAGGCCCUCAGCCCUCAAUAGGCUCUCAGGGGAAGCAAACAGAAUGGGAUCUGUGAAUUGGUGUAUCCGUGUUACUUCUCUAGAAUAUCCUUUUAGAGUUCCACAGUAGCUUCCAAUUUCCAUCCUUCCUGCUUCUAUGGGCUCCCUGUGGGAAUUCUGUAAGAUAUUCUCUUGGGCAGCAUUAUUUCCAUCUGCUUCAGCUUUUAGUCAUGUAUCCAACAAUUUUUAAGCAGUUGUCAGCAGAAGUGAGAUGCUUUUUCAAUAUGAAAAAGGACCUCUGUAGAAAUUGAGUAAAAUAGUGUUGUUUUUUUUUUCUCAAAAACAAUACCCUUAUGCUCAAUUUACAUGAGUCUUGAGAAUUUGGGAUAUCCUCAGAGUGAGCCCUACAUCCUUCACAAACAAGAUACUAUGAAGUUUUAGGAACAAGGGGACACUAGUAGGGAUGGGCUGGGUCCAUUUGCUGUAUGGCAAUUGACAGAUAUCCGAAAUCACUGGCCACUAAGGCCACUGAAGGCUUCAUCGGCAUCUCUUCAGGAAACCUCUGUCAGCAUCUCCAGGAAUAGUCUGAAGUUUGGUGAAUAUUGUAGAAAAUCCAAUAGGAAGUCCUUCACCAAAUCAGGUGCAGCCUACGGUCUUGAGCUGAAGACCAGGAGUUUAAAAAACAGAAACACCCACCCCCACCCCAGCCCAGCACUCCUGGGAACGUCUGGCACCUGUUUUCCAUGUAGCUGUAUAGUUGGUCCCCCAAAUGGUAUUUGUACUGUAUGCUACCUGUUGGAAUCCUAGCACAGUGGUUUUGUAAAAGGUUAUUCUACUUUUAUUUUUGGGUGAGGCAUCUUGGCCAGGUGAAAGCAGCUAUGUAUGAGUUACAUGACGAGUAGAAAAGGCAGGAGAUGAAAUGCAUGGCUAGUACAAAUUUUUCCAGGAAUUCAGAGGUACUUCAAAAGAUUAUUUGGGGGAAAUGUCCCUUAGCAGAGAAAGGAAGAAAAUGAAUGUCCUUUUGGAAAUGCUCCAUGUAUGUAGAGCUUCAGUCAAUGUUUUGUUUUGAUGUAUAGAGUAGUAACAUACACAGUGGAGAAUAUUUUCUGAAGCAAAGAAUGCCUGAAGGGAGGAUGCAGAGCCAAUGGAGCCAAAAUAAACUUUCUAGAAUGUCUUUUGAUUUUCAGCACAUUGGAGGGAUAGUGAACAAAUUUCCCACCUGGUGCUAUGCUUUGCAGCACAAUGAUCUACACUUCAGGCUUUGUUAAGGUUUUUUAAAAUCCUGAUGUGCACAGUGUGAUUGGCAGAGUGAAUUUAAAGGCUUUAAGAGUAGGUAAUUGCAUGGCAGGGCACCCACACUGUUUUCACAUCCUAAACUUUUCUGAUGCAUCCAUGUACAUUUCCGUUGAGGAAUUUUGGAGAGAGGAGUGUUUGCCUCAUGAUUUCACAUGUAUUAGAAUCUAUGCAGUCACUUCUAAUUCACUUGCACUGUUCUGGGGAAUGCCAGGUUUACAAAAAUGUUUGGAAUAAAAAAAUGGCUGCAAAUGA